AUGGCCACCCCUUCCACCUCCGCCUCCACGGCCGCCUCCUCGGCAUUCCCCCUCACUACUGCUGCCCGCUUCCCUCGCGCCUCCACCUCCGGCACGCGCAUCCCCGCCCUCGCUGAGCGGCGCCGUACGCGGCGGCGGCGACUACCCGAAGGGAGCGGCGGCGACCGCUCGGCGGCCGCGGGGGCAGUGGAGAAGGGCCUGCGCCUGGCCUUCUUGGAGCAGCUCGCAGAGCGCGCCCGCGCUGCCGACGCCCUCGGAGUCGCGGACACCAUCUACGACAUGGUCGCCGCAGGCCUCUCGCCCGGGCCCCGUUCCUUUCACGGGCUCGUCGCCGCACACGCCCUCGCUGGCGACGCCGAAGGCGCUAUGCAAGCUCUUAGGAGGGAGCUAAGUUCCGGCGUGCGUCCUUUACAUGAAACUUUUGUGGCUCUAGUCCGUGUCUUUGCCAAGAAGGGUCUUUCUACCAGGGCAAUGGAGAUUCUUGCUGCUAUGGAGAGAUAUAAGAACCAUUAUCUGGAGGACGCCAAUACAGUAUUUCUGAAAGGAGCAAAAGGUGGUUUACAAGGAACUGAUGAACUUUACGAUCUUUUGAUUGAAGAAGAUUGUAAAGCUGGAGACCACUCCAAUGCUCUAACAGUUGCAUACCAAAUGGAGGCUGCUGGAAGAAUGGCAACCACAUUCCAUUUUAAUUGCCUUCUCAGUGUGCAGGCUACGUGUGGAAUUCCUGAAAUUGCAUUUUCAACUUAUGAGAACAUGGAAUAUGGAGGUGAAGAUUACAUGAAACCUGAUACCGAGUCUUAUAAUUGGGUUAUACAGGCAUUUACUAGAGCUACUUCCCAUGAUAGGGCACCGGAUGUGGCAGAACUACUCGGGAUGAUGGUGGAAGACUACAAACGUGUUCAGCCUAAUGCAAGAACUUAUGCGUUGUUAGUGGAAUGCUUUACAAAGUACUGUAUGGUCAAUGAAGCGAUCAGGCAUUUUCGCGCUUUACGGAGAAUUCCUGGAGGAACAAAAGUUCUGUACAAUGCAGGGAAUUGCGGCGAUCCACUUUCUCUCUAUCUACGUUCACUGUGCCUUGAUGGAAGAGCUGAUGAGUUGCUUGAGGCCUUAGAAGCAAUGGCUGACGAUAACCAGACUAUUGCACCUCGAGCAAUGAUUUUAAACCGAAAAUACCGCACAUUGGUGAGCUCCUGGAUAGAACCAUUACAAGAAGAAGCUGAUGUUGGCUUCGACAUUGAUUAUGUAGCCAGGUAUAUUGAAGAAGGAGGUCUUACAGGUGAGCGCAAACGUUGGGUGCCUCGUAGAGGGAAAACUCCUCUAGAUCCAGAUGAAUUUGGUUUUGCCUAUUCAAAUCCAAUAGAGACAUCUUUUAAACUGCGGUGUUUUGAGGAAUUGAAGUUAUAUCACCGAAGACUCUUAAUUACACUGCGGAAUGAAGGCCCUGGUAUUUUAGGUGAUGUAUCUGAAGAUGAUGUACGAAGAGUAGUCGAAAGAUUAAAGAAAUUAGUUGUAGGGCCAAAGAAGAAUGUUGUUAAGCCCAAGGCAGCGAGCAAAAUGGUAGUAGCUGAAUUGAAAAUCGAGCUGGAGGCGCAAGGGUUACCUACAGAUGGAACUAGACAAGUACUUUACCAGCGAGUUCAAAAGGCCAGGCGAAUUAAUCGCUCACGUGGUAUACCUCUUUGGGUUCCUCCUGUAGAAGAUGAUGAAGUGGUCGACGAAGAGUUAGAUGAAAUGAUCUCACGAAUCAAGCUAGAAGAUGGAAACACAGAGUUCUGGAAACGGCGUUUUCUGGGAGAAACUCGAAACCAUCUUUGUGAAGAAGAUAGCAAAGAAGAUCCAGAUUUUGAUGACGAGUUAGAUGAGGACGACGACGAUGAUGAUGACGAUGAUUCCGCCAAAGAAGCAGAUGAAGAUGAGAUAGAUGAUGAGGUCAUUGACCGAACGGAAAAUCAAGCUGGUGAUGACGAGACUAAGGACAAACCAGCGAAAGGACCCAAUCAGCAUCUUCAAAUGAUAGGAGUCCAGUUAUUGAAGGAUCUAGAGAAGGCAUCUGGUUCAACAAAGAAAUUAAAAAAAAUACCUGAGAUUGAUGAUGACGAAGAUUGGUUUCCUGAAGAUCCAAUUGAAGCUUUCAAGGUUAUGCGCGAGACAAGAAUGUUUGACUUGGCAGAUAUGUAUACUACCGUGGAUGCCUGGGGAUGGACAUGGGAGAGAGAGCUAAAGAAAAAGAUGCCACGCAGAUGGUCACAGGAAUGGGAGGUUGAGUUAGCUAUCAAGAUAAUGAAUAAGGUAAUAGAGCUGGGUGGUAGUCCGACUAUUGGAGAUUGUGCCAUUAUACUGCGCGCAGCAAUGAGAGCUCCAGUCCCCUCUGCUUUUAUUACAAUAUUGCAAACAACACAUAGCCUGGGCCAUAAAUUUGGAAGCCCGCUGUACGACGAGGUAAUCUUGCUGUGCCUUGAUCUGGAGGAGAUGGAUGCGGCCAUCGCCGUGGUCGCAGAAAUGGAGACAAAUGGAAUUAAGGUCCUGGAUGAGACCUUGGACAGGGUUCUUGCAGCCAAACAAAUCGGGAACGGGAACUCUGCACUCCAACCACCAGCCGAGUAG
This is a messenger RNA of Triticum turgidum subsp. durum (durum wheat), 2604 nucleotides long. The record is from the annotation of a GenBank genome assembly. NCBI's taxonomy places the organism in Eukaryota, Viridiplantae, Streptophyta, Magnoliopsida, Poales, Poaceae.